This is a messenger RNA of Nicotiana tabacum (common tobacco), 732 nucleotides long. Its product is annotated as pectinesterase 3. Lineage: Eukaryota; Viridiplantae; Streptophyta; Magnoliopsida; Solanales; Solanaceae. Gene Ontology annotation, molecular function: enzyme inhibitor activity. The record is from RefSeq and is a predicted model, not a curated record. Gene Ontology annotation, biological process: negative regulation of catalytic activity.
AUGGAAUCUAUGAACUUAGUCAAAGGCUAUGGCAAAAUUAACCUUUCAGAAGAUCCAGCUUCUUCUUUGUCUACUCGCAGAGCCGCCCACAAGCGCCGCCUCGCCAUCGCCCUCUCUCUCACCCUCUUCCUAACUCUACUCAUCUGCGCAUUGGUCGGCGCGUUUAUCCACGCGUCAAAUUCCAAAGACCGAACACCAUCUGUAUCAUCCAACUCGGCCGAUUUGCUCAAAGCCGUGUGCGCAGUGACUCAGUAUCCAGAGUCAUGCUUUGACUCCAUAUCCUCCCUCCACAGCAGCCCACAAAAACCCGACCCGGAACCAUUCCUGAACCUUUCCCUUCAAGCAACAAUUAGAGAAUUAACCAACGUUUCUUCGCUCCCGAAAUCGCUGAUCUCGAAAGUCAAUGACCCGGGAACAGUGUCGGCGUUGAAGGACUGUGUCAGUUUGUUCGAUGACGCGCUGAGUCAACUCAACCAGUCGGCCGAGUUGCUCCAAGUGGGCCCCGGUGAAAAGGCUUUGACGGAUAAGAAGGUGAAGGACAUGCAAACAUGGAUCAGCGCUUCAAUGACUGAUCAGGACACGUGUUUGGAGGGACUGGAUGAAAUGGGAUCGCCGUUGGUUGGGGAAGUGAAAGCGCGGGUGCAGAAUGCUAAAGAGUACAUGAGUAACACCUUAGCAAUUCUCAGUAAUAUGCCUAGCCUUCUUCAAAAGUUUGGUAUCACUUUGCAUUGA